UGCUGGAACUCUGUGAUGCUGAUCGAUGGGAAAGAAGAGACUGUCAAGUCCUGCCUGUCGCCCUCCGAGAUGAAGGGCCAGGUUUUCUGCUACAGCUCCCCUAAUGUCUCCAAGAGGAACUGCUGCUUCACUGACUUCUGCAACAACAAGACUCUGCACUUAGACCCAGGAUAUGUAUUUAGGCCUUUGGAAGAUCCUGGCUGGAGCAGGCUGCAGCUCUGUGUGGUGAUCAUCGUGCCCUCCUGCCUGCUGUGUAUGGGGAUCAUACUGGGUGUGUUUGUUGUGCAGGGCCACCGUUGUGCCUACAGCAGAGCCCACAAGCAGGACCCAGAAGAGCCUCUGGAUGAUCAGAUGCUCAUGUCGCCUGACAAAUGUCUCAAAGAUCUGAUCUAUGACAUGAGCACCUCGGGCUCUGGAUCAGGGUUGCCAUUGCUGGUCCAGCGAACCAUAGCUCGAACCAUUGUCCUGCAGGAGACCAUUGGGAAGGGUCGAUUUGGAGAAGUGUGGCGGGGCAAGUGGCGAGGAGAGGAUGUUGCUGUAAAGAUCUUCUCCUCCAGGGACGAAAGGUCCUGGUUCCGUGAAGCAGAGAUUUAUCAGACAAUCAUGCUCAGACAUGAAAAUAUCCUGGGCUUCAUUGCUGCUGACAACAAAGAUAAUGGCUCUUGGACUCAGCUGUGGUUGGUGUCAGAGUAUCAUGAGCAUGGCUCCCUGUUUGACUACCUGAACAGGUACACAGUCUCUGUGGAAGGCAUGAUUGUUCUCGCUUUGUCCAUAGCCAGCGGCCUGGCACAUCUCCACAUGGAAAUCAUUGGCACACAGGGGAAGCCUGCAAUCGCUCACAGAGACCUGAAGUCUAAAAAUGUCCUGGUGAAAAAGAGUGGCACAGCAGUUAUCGCAGAUUUGGGUUUGGCUGUCAAACACGACUCCACCACGAACACCAUAGACAUACCGUCUAACCACAGAGUGGGAACCAAGAGGUACAUGGCCCCAGAAAUCCUGGAUGAGACAAUCAAUAUAAACAGCUUUGAGUCAUUCAAGCGGGCGGAUAUCUACUCGCUAGGCCUGGUGUUUUGGGAACUGUCCCGGAGAUGCUCUAUUAGGGGACUUCAUGAAGAUUACCAGCUGCCUUAUUAUGACCUGGUGCCUUCAGAUCCAUCCAUCGAAGACAUGAAGAAGGUGGUAUGUGAGCAGAAACUGAGACCCAACAUUCCUAACCAGUGGCAGAGCUGUGAGGCUCUGCGUGUGAUAGGAAAACUGAUGAGAGAGUGCUGGUAUGCCAACCCUGCUGCUCGACUCACUGCUCUGCGGGUCAAGAAAACUGUGUCUCAGCUGUCUGCCAUCAAGGAUGUCAAAGAUUAA
Scomber scombrus (Atlantic mackerel) is the source of this 1359-nucleotide messenger RNA. RefSeq names its product activin receptor type-1C. The record is from RefSeq and is a predicted model, not a curated record. Gene Ontology annotation, molecular function: activin receptor activity, type I; ATP binding. The coding region runs from base 16 to 1359 and encodes 447 amino acids. Gene Ontology annotation, cellular component: plasma membrane; activin receptor complex. Lineage: Eukaryota; Metazoa; Chordata; Actinopteri; Scombriformes; Scombridae. Gene Ontology annotation, biological process: cellular response to growth factor stimulus; protein phosphorylation; nervous system development. The transcript is spliced from 9 exons.